AUGUCGAUUUCUUCAGAAUCCGAGAUUGUGUUCAGCCAGUAUGCUCAGGAUCCCUUAGACGGAUUCUCUGAGAUGUUUCGCAGUGAACCCGAGCACAGCAAACAGGUCACGAAGGAUAAAAAACCAAAACAACGAUGCAGAGAAAAGUCGAAAAAGCAAAAACCCAACAAAUCCUUCGUUAUGAGUCGACUACAACGAAGAGGGAUUAAAUUAAUAAAAAUUUCGGUGGUAGAUCUCUGCAAUAACAACUCUCAAACCAUAGACAGUGAUAGUGACAGUUUGGAUCCCACGACAGCGAUGUCGGUGGAGGGCCAACGAUGCUUGUGUGUUGUAGUGCUGCUCAUACACACAGUCACAGGCGCCGGAGAAGGUCCAUCAUCAUCGAUACCAACAUCAUCAUCGUCAUCAGUAAAGCCGGAUCAGAAUGAGCUGACAGUCACCUUCCCUCCACUUGAUGACCUAUACAGCAAUACUCCGGAAAAGCAUUUUGGAACUGAAAACAAUACUGUGGUGACGUCACAGACAGGAUCAACUGCAUUGCUGCCCUGUGUCAUCAGGAAUAUUGGAGAUGGAAUUGAUUGGACGCUGAAAGUUAGAUUUGUACAGAAACGGGACGCGGGCAUCUAUGAGUGCCAAGUGUCCUCCCAUCCUCCCACAAGCAUCUUCUUAAGACUCGACGUCGUUGGGAUAAAAGUCAUAACAGUUGAAAAGUGGGAGAGCUAUGCUUCGGCACGAAUAGGUCUGCUCGACCGGAAUGACGACACGGUUGGCAGGCUCGAUCGGAGUGAUAAGGCGCGAGCACAAAUCUCCGGGCCAACGGAAAAGUAUCUGAAGCCUGGAUCGACGUUACGACUUCAAUGUUCCGUGGUACAAACUACAGAAGCACCUGCUUUCGUCUUCUGGUACCACAACAGCAGAAUGAUAAACUAUGAUGUGGAGCGUGGUAUAAACGUCACGACAGAUCCAGUACAGCGACUAUCAGAUCUGCUGAUACCUGCAGCCAGUGUAUCACACGCAGGCAACUACACCUGUGUGCCAAACAACGCUGUACCUGCUAGUAUAUACGUCCAUAUUUUUAAUGGUGAAAACCCCGCCGCUAUGCAGUCUUCUUCGCCUAGUUUCAUCAACCGUCUCCAUAAUAUCUUAUUACCGACCCUCAUCAGUUAUAAUCUGAUACGGUGA
Molecule: messenger RNA, 1182 nt
Organism: Spodoptera exigua (beet armyworm)
Lineage: Eukaryota; Metazoa; Arthropoda; Insecta; Lepidoptera; Noctuidae
Source: the annotation of a GenBank genome assembly